GUCAAAAUGUCCGCCAUGUCUGUUAACGUAUCUACUGUAGCUGGCUCUCUAGAGCUUGGACAUCGUGACGGGGAAGGAAAAGAUGCUCUAUUCAGCUAUCCGCUUGGCAUGGCCUUGACAAAUAGCCGUGAUAUAAUAGUAGCAGACCACUAUAAUCAUUGUAUCCGCAAAGUGACGUUACCUAGAAGAGACGGCUUAUCCGCACGCGUAGAAACGAUUGCUGGAGUUGCUGGCCAGCCUGGCUACAGAGAUGGGACUGCAGAUCAAGCUUUGUUUAACCAACCCUCCUCAGUGGCUGUGAUAGAGGACGACACUAUCUACGUGACAGACCGGGGAAACAAGAGAAUCAGAACGGUGGAUGGGUGUGGCACAGUGAGAACAUGGGCUGGAUCAGGAAAUAAUGGAUUAGUAGAUGGGCAGGGAAUGUCUGCUACUUUUACAGAAUUAAACGAUAUUACUCAAUCAGCAAACAAAUCCAUCUUCUACAUCACUGACUACAACUGUAUUCGUACGAUAGAUUUAGUACAUGGUAAUGUCAUUACUAUUGCAGGACAAGAAGCAGAAGGUCUGAUAGAUGGUCACUCUAGUGAUGCAAAGUUUAACUGGCCGUGGCAAAUAGCAUGCAGAAGUGGAGAUAAUGAGACAUUGUAUGUUGCUGACUAUCAUAACCAUGCAGUGCGAAAAGUAUCACUCAACACUAGGGAUGUUGGAACAAUUACUGGUGGCAAAGGUAGAGGAUCUCAUGAUGGAGCAAUAGAAGAGGCCACACUAAACCAACCGCUUGGAAUUACUAUUGACAGCAAAGGUUGCAUCUUUGUGUGUGAUUAUCGAAAUCAGAAGAUUAGAAUAAUUUCCUCUACCAUGAAGACAAUGACUACUCUAGUGGGAUGUGGCGAGGAAGGUUUAGUAGAUGGCAAUGGUGAGGAAGCAAAACUAAAGUAUCCGCGUUAUCUUCUUUUGGACGAGUCAACCCAUACACUUUACUUUACACAGGAACAUUGCAUUCGCAAAGUUGAUCUCCAGCAGUAUUUUAUUCCACCACUACCAAACCUGGAUGUAUCAUUGGGUGAAGAUCUGAUGUUUCUCGUAGACAACAAGGAUUGGGCAGAUGUUGUGUUCCAAGUUGAAGGCAAACAAAUCUUUGCUUGUAAAUGUGUUCUAGUUGCUCGCAGUUCCUAUUUUUCUCGUCUCUUCUCAUCAGGAAUGAAGGAAUCCCAUCCUUCACAUGAUGGACACGUGACCACAAUUCCAAUCCAAAAUGCAAGCUAUGAUGCUUUUCAAGCUCUCAUUGUGUAUCUCGUCACAGACAAAGUGAGAGUGGAUGUGAAUGACUGGAAGAUGGUAUGUCAACUCCUCAUCCUUUCUGAUCGCUUUCUGGUUUCCAAACUGAAGAGUUACUGUGAACAGAUUGUGGCAGGACAGAUUAGAGUAGAGAAUGCAGUUGAAGUUCUGCGUUUGUCAGACACUCACAACGUUCCACUGCUGAAAGAACAAGCCGUCACAUUUAUAUGCAAUCAUAUUGAUGUGAUGAGAGAAAGGGCUGAAAUGAAGCAACUCUCAUCUUCUUUAUUUUUAGAAAUUUUUGAAAAACAACGAUUUUAACAAAAAGACAUACACGGUUGUUCUUAACAAUCCGAUUUGACAUGUUGUUGUCUUUUUAUUGUUGAAUUUACGUUUAUGCAUUUGUUGGUUAUUAGGUGUUUUUAAUAGCUACAGACAAUCAUACAUGUACUUCAGGUGAUGGCAUGUCGAUGACUGCUCCAUAUGUAUUAGUUGAUUUACAUUUGAAAACACUAGGAGUUUGUUGGU
This is a messenger RNA of Corticium candelabrum, 1809 nucleotides long. RefSeq lists its product as uncharacterized. NCBI's taxonomy places the organism in Eukaryota, Metazoa, Porifera, Homoscleromorpha, Homosclerophorida, Plakinidae. Gene Ontology annotation, molecular function: protein binding. The coding region runs from base 7 to 1602 and encodes 531 amino acids. The transcript is spliced from 2 exons. The record is from RefSeq and is a predicted model, not a curated record.